AGCGCUAUCGUAGAGGGCAUUUUUCUAUCUUUUCUUUUUUUCCGGAUCGCUGAAACAACGAAAUUAUCGAAAAUGGCGUUAAAAUCGGACCGUAUGACAGAGCUUAGUGCCUACAGGGACCAGCAUUUCGGGGGGUCUAUGGACAACCAAGAGAGAAAGCUGAAAGAAGCAAGCACUCUGUACAUAGGAAACCUGUCUUUCUUUACCACUGAGGAGCAGAUCUAUGAGGUCUUCUCUAAGUGUGGCAGCAUCAAGCGUGUCGUCAUGGGGCUGGACAAGAUCAAGAGAACGCCAUGCGGUUUUUGCUUCGUGGAAUAUUAUGAUCGAGAAGAGGCAGCCAACUGCAUGAGGUACGUGAGCGGAACACGUCUAGAUGAUAGGAUUAUCAGGACAGACUGGGAUGUAGGCUUCAAGGAAGGGAGGCAGUACGGCCGAGGGAAAAGCGGGGGACAGGUCAGGGAUGAAUACCGGACGGACUACGAUGGCGGACGAGGUGGUUAUGGGAAGGCUGCCCUCAAACAGCUUUCAGCGGGCAAGGAAAAACCAAGAUACCAGCAGUGGGUUAGCUAAAACCUGACAUGGAUUCUAAUCAUAAGAAAGACAAUUUGUGUUUGUUUUGGUCAAGGAUAGCCAGCCCACAUAGACCUCUCAAAGGCAACAGUUCACACUCUUCAUCAGCUGCUUGUCCAACUUUUGGAUGAACAAUUUGACCAACUAAUAUUUGUUUUGGGACAAAAUGCAGAAAGCUAGGAAAACCACAUGGACUUCUCAAAUGCAACAGUUCAUACUGCUUGCAAGCUCUCCUUGAUGGCUUUUUCUCAACAAUGUUACAUGCUCUGAUGUCCAAUAUUGGAGGAAAAGUUUGAACAGUUUGUUUUUGUUGUUGAUAUAAUGCAGAACUAGGAUAACUCCCAUGGACUUCUCAAAACAACAGUUUGUGGAACAUUUAUAGAAUGCCUGCUGUGCACAAGUACUUUCAAGGUACAAAGCAUAAGAAACAAGCACAAUUAUUAACUUGUGUAUUCCAUCCCAAUUAUACUUGAGUGAUUAUGGCACAUGUUUUGUUUGUUUGUUUGUUUGUUUUUUAUUUCUUUUAAUAUUUAAUUUUAAAGAUGUAAUGACAUUGAUAGCUUUAAUUCAAUAUCUAUUGCAUACUUUUUAUAAAGAUUACUUUUCUCAAAUUAUGGAGAAAAAAUGGUCACUGGUACUUGACAUUUAAGCUAAGGAAUGCUAUUCCAGUCAGGAUAGUUGUGAGACACUUUUAAAUUUCUGUUUUAUUGUAAGAAAAUGUUCAUGUGAAAUGUGCGCAAGGCUAUAAUAUUCAGGUUUUCACAUGGGAGUUUUUUAAUUUUUAUCAAGGAUCAUUCACAUGUGUCACUGUAAACCCUGGGGGCUUACCACAUUUUGUUUUAAUUCUGUAUGUAAAAAAUGGCAUGUGGGGAUGAAGAAAAACAAACUAUGUGCAACAAAAGUUCCUAGUUGUACUCACUUAACUGUGUGUCCUAAUAAUAAGGAUAGGUGGAAAUGUGUAGCACUCUGUGCAUACUUACAUCAUAAUAACAUACAAUAUGAAGUGCUCUACACUUAUUGUACCCUGUUGAUUUAUGCUGACAUAUGUGAACAAUCUUUUGGAAGGGUGGUAACUGUGCUAACAAAAUCUUAAUGGUCUGGGCCAUCAUUUUUAUUUUGUUGUCAAUAAAAGGGAAAUAAAAUGUUUGAUGAUCUUCAAUCCUAGGAAUGUACAGGCAAUGACUGUUUUUUCCCCUUUCAAUUUAACCUUGAAUAGUUUGGGUAAAUUCACAAGUCACACAGCGAUGUCGAAAUGUAAUAAAUGUCUUAAAAUCAUGAUUGUAUUAUAACCAUCUAAUUUUUUACUUAUGAUCUCUGCCCUUUAAAUUCAUGAAACUUUUAAAAUUCUUUGAUUGAAUAAUUUCCAAAUACUUUUGUGUUAAUGUUUUGAGCCUGAACUUGGUACAAAAUAUGAAAAGAUCAACAAUUUAAAGCUUCUCAAGUGAAGAAGAUGCUUCACCAAGUUGCUAAGUCAUUUUGAGUUUUGUAAUUUCAUUUUAAGUUGCUAUAUCACUAUUUAUCACUGAGCCAUACCUUUAUUUUCCUGCCAGAUAUUCAUUUUGUGUAGAGGUAUUAUGACCAGAAAUUGACAUCAGAAACAUCAUUUUACUGUAUGUUUUUGUCACAGCCUAGCUCUAGUAGGACCAUAUUAAAAACUUAGAUAUGGUCAGUAACGUAAGGAAUAACAAAAUUUGCCCACCCACAUCUUUGUCCAGUGUUUUUCAUAUCACAUGAUUUACAUUUUCCAGCAUGUUUGCGUCAUUUUGUUAUGAUUUUGAUGAUUCCAAAACCUCAUAGCUCAUGGACAGGAAGUCAUUUGAUUCACGUCAUAGAUAAUUUAUUUUUGCAGAUUAAUACACUCCUUCUCGAAAAAUGGUUUGUAUAUGUUUACCCAUUUAUGAUUAUAUGAAUGUCAUGUUCUAAUGUUGCAUGAAAUUAGAAGUUAGAUUCUCAUGCACAAGUGAGUAAUGAUUUGCAUUGUGAAAUAUUUAAAUGCUUAAUACUAUACACUGCAUUAAUUCCACCGACCAAUUAAUUAUGAUCAGUUUAGGCAAUUGGUUUUGGCAUGUUUUGAAUAAUAGAAUGCGCCCAUUGCUUUACAAUUGCUAAGCCAUUACUCAUCAUCACUUUUAUGUUUUCAGUUGUCUUUUUUAGAUAGCAUUCUAAACCAAAUAGGCCAUUGCUUUUUGCAGUGAAACCUGUAUAUAGAGACUACUCAAGGGAGAUCUGCAAAGCUUUCUUUAUAAAAAGCAUGCAGAUGACAUAGUCUUUAUGAUAUACUUUCUAUACAGGUUUCCAUAGAAACUCAAGUCAAAGAAAGUUAAAAAUUUGGUCUUUAUACAAGGCAGGUGGUCAACACACCAGUAGAUUGUAUCAUGUUUAUUUUGUGAGUGAUUUAUUCCACAGGUUCAUUAUGUUUGUUUGUCUACUUAUUGAAUGAAUAAAUGGGCAGAGAUAAUGUGA
This is a messenger RNA of Strongylocentrotus purpuratus (purple sea urchin), 3033 nucleotides long. RefSeq names its product nuclear cap-binding protein subunit 2 (gene ncbp2). The record is from RefSeq and is a predicted model, not a curated record. NCBI's taxonomy places the organism in Eukaryota, Metazoa, Echinodermata, Echinoidea, Camarodonta, Strongylocentrotidae. The transcript is spliced from 5 exons. Gene Ontology annotation, molecular function: RNA cap binding. Bases 73 to 570 code for a protein of 165 amino acids. Gene Ontology annotation, cellular component: nuclear cap binding complex. Gene Ontology annotation, biological process: mRNA cis splicing, via spliceosome.